AUGAUAAAAGCUUUAAUAAUGUCAGUUAUUUUGGCUGGAACUAUUCUAGCAUCUUAAUUUUAACACCAUAAAAUCAAAAAUUUGAAAAAUGUUACAGACGAGUAAUGGGAGCUAAUAUUUUAAGAUGAGUUUGAUGGAGACCAAAUAGAUCAAUCUAAAUGGAACAUUGCUAAUAAUUUUACUCAUACUCAAAAAGAGUAAUAAAUUUAUUUUCCCGAAAACGCAUAUACAGAAAAUGGUAAUCUGGUUAUCAAAACUGUAUUUUAGCCCACAUUUUAUGCCCCAUUUAAUCGUACUUAUAACUACACUUCAGCCUGGCUUGAUAGCUCUAAAAAAUUCAACUUUACUUCUGGAUCUAAAAUAGAGGCAAGAAUUUUAUUGCCUAAAACAUCUAAAGGAGAUUAAAUAUGGCCUGCUUUUUGGACAAAAGGGGAAUUAGCUCCUUGGCCAUCUGGAGGAGAGAUAGAUAUCAUGGAGAUGAGCACAAACUGGUAUGGAGAUAAUCUACCUCAUUUAUAUGGAACUUACCAUUGGGGAUAACCUGGAGAAGAUUAUUGUGGAGGUUGCGGCACUAUAUUCCCUGAUUUUUAAUUGAAUUUAGAUGAAUAUAUUAACUUUUCAAUUAUUUGGGAUGAUAACCAAAUUACAUGGUAUGUUAAUGACAUUCAAUAUAGGAUCAAUUAACAAGGAGUUUUUUACAACAAUACAAGUGUUCAUGAGCCAAUUGAUCUUCCUUAAUUCCCUUAAUAUCUAAUUAUAAAUGACGCUAUAGAUGGCUUCGCAACUCCUAACCAAGCAGAAUAUCCUAAAUAUAUGAAAAUAGAUUACGUUAGAGCCUAUAAAAAAAUAAUAACCUCAUCAGAUCAUUGA
Molecule: messenger RNA, 870 nt
Organism: Tetrahymena thermophila SB210
Lineage: Eukaryota; Ciliophora; Oligohymenophorea; Hymenostomatida; Tetrahymenidae
Product: glycosyl hydrolase family 16 laminarinase
Exons: 1
Biological process (GO): carbohydrate metabolic process
Molecular function (GO): hydrolase activity, hydrolyzing O-glycosyl compounds
Source: RefSeq, a predicted model, not a curated record